Klebsormidium nitens is the source of this 2790-nucleotide messenger RNA. The record is from the annotation of a GenBank genome assembly. Lineage: Eukaryota; Viridiplantae; Streptophyta; Klebsormidiophyceae; Klebsormidiales; Klebsormidiaceae.
GUGCCAAUGCGUGGACGCCUUUGCUCAGCACCCGUGACUUUCUGGCGUCAGGGGAUCUCUAUUUGAGCCCCUUCCACUCAGUUGUUAAAUAGCUAGUCUGGGGGGUGCCAUUCCUGACGUGAAGCUUUAAGGAAUGGAAGUUUUGUUCGGUUGAAGCCAAUGCUUUCCGUUGAUGAGUCGUCAGAGAAUUGCUCAAGCUUGGGGCAUACGAGGCUCAUGGGCUCACAUAAGAGAACGUAAAUGAAAUAGAACCAGAAGCUGGUCAGGCGCUUGCACAAUUGGCUUUCAUCCAUCAACAGAACUCAAAAUGGCGGGCAGAGGGAGAGGUCGGGAGAUGACCAUGCCGGCCUGGAUGAAGAAGGCAGAAGAUGCAAAUGGUGCUGUUGGAAUGCCUCAUCAAAACGGCCAACCCCAGGCAACCCCAUUUCAGUCCCACACCGCUUUUGGGGCUGGGCAGUACCACCAGCCGGGCUUUGUUCCACCCCAGGGGAAUGGCUUCCAAGGCCAGCACUUCAGAGGCUAUGCAGGGGUUCAAGGUGGAGGCCCUGCAUUUCCCCCCGGCCCUCCCAUCGGUGCACUUUCUCCCUACACCGCUGGCGCGCCCCCUCGGCAACAGGGCCUCCCAAACCCACCCCCGUACUCACAACCACCUCACGGCCAGCCUUGGCCCCAUGCCCAGCCACCUCACGGUCAAGCAGGGUUAAGCGCUACCCCUCAGCAGCGGCAGAGUGCAUUCGCACCUGGCCCAUGGGCCCCGGAGCAAGCAGGGGGAACAGGCGCCGAAGGCCAGCCAAAGAAGAGGUCGCGGUGGGACCCUGCUCCGGAGAGGGGACCGCAGGAUCCAAUGGAGGAGGCAGUCACUGCAGCGGUGCUGAAGGAACAGGAUGCAAGUCUGGAAGGUACUUUGAGAACGAGCCAACAGAGCGGCCAGUGGAGCGACGGGAACGAUCCCUUGAGGAACCAGCAAGAUCCCACGGCCCUCAAGGAGAAGCUUCUGAAGAUGCAACAGGAGCAACGGGUCGAGCAGGCCACCAAGCGGGGCGUUGUGGAGCAGCCCGUCGGGAAAGGCAUGACCGACAUCGGCAACGGCUACGGCGUUCCGGGCGGCGGCAGCUACGACCCCGCGCGCGCCCAGAUGUUCUCGCUCCCCUCGUCCGUACUUCCCUCAGGGCCUCGUCCGACCGGCUUCUCCCCCGCGCUCCAGCCAAAAGGCCCCGGACCUGCGGCGAGACCCGCUCAAACAGGGCCUCAGAACGGGAGAGGCCCUGUGCACGGCCCGGACGCUCGGAAUGGCGACGCGAGCGCCUCUACCAGUGGGUCGGAGGGUGGGGGAACAGGGCCCGGGGGAGAUCUGCCGGAGUAUCUGAAGCGGAAGCUGAAGGCACGGGGGAUUCUGAAGGAGGGGUCGGCUGAAGGGGGAGCGAGGGCGCCUGCAGCGACACCGACUGCCAGCUCAAACGCUCAAACACCGCUACCCCCGGACUGGGUUGAGGGCAUCGAUCCCGCCACUGGCGUCCCUUACUAUUUCCACACCCCUUCGGGAAAGAGCCAAUGGGAGCGCCCGGCUCCGCCGGCAAGCCGUUCUGGGGGGGUCUCGUUGCCCCCGCCGCCACCCCCCCCGAAGCUUCCUGGCCUCCCUACGGGGUGGAAGGAGGCAGUUGACAGCGAAACAGGCCACAAGUACUACUACCACGAUACGACUGGUGAAACCACCUGGGAGCGGCCAAAAGGCCCUGCCGCAGCCCCGAACGCUCAUCCGGCGCCGUCCGAAAAGAGCGCUGCGCCCGAAAUUGUCACGUCCGAAACGUCCGCGUCCAAAUUCAAGAAGUGCGCACACUGCGGAGGAUGGGGCCGGGGGCUUGUCACGGCCAACGGACAUUGCAAUCAUUGCUCUAGGCUUCUGGGCAUUGCCGUCCCCGAAAGCAGCCCCGGUGUCAAGCGCAACCACUCGGAAAAGAAGCCGGAGCCCACGACGCCAGAGGAGAACGGGGACUCGGACUUCAAGUACAAAUGGCAGGAAGACGUGGCAAAAGCAAACGAAGAGGAUCAAGCUAGCAAGCGGCCAAUGAACCGCGCCGAGAGGCGGGCCGCUGCGGCGGCGGCGGCGGGCGGCAAAGAGGGGGGCAAGGUCGAGACUGCGGUGAAGACUGAGGCGCCCAGAAAGCCACCCCCGGGACCGUCGAGACCGGCCCCGACAGGAGGAGCCCCCGGGAAGAGGAGGCGGCCCGCGGAGGACGCGGGCGUGCUUGACCCAAUGGACCCCAGCUCGUACUCGGACGCGCCGCGGGGGGGCUGGAGCACGGGGCUCAAGGGGAUCGCCCCACGUGCGGCGGACACGACUGCAACGGGUCCCCUGUUCCAGCAGCGGCCGUACCCAUCGCCCGGGGCUGUCCUCCGAGCGAACGCCGAGCGGAGUCAGCAGGGCGGUCCACCACCGGUAACCACGGCCUUUGUGCCUAUCCAGAAAAGCAGAGACGGCAGCGACGGGCUGGGAGAGGCAGAUUAGUGUUUGUUACGUUCUUCUCGUUCGACUGGAGUAAUAUCGUGUCAAAGCUGAGAGUUUGUACUAAUCAUGGUGAUCUUAAUUGCAAUCAUGCUGACCGAGUCGUUUUCAGCAUGUCCAGACACUAGGCCAGCCUAUGUCAUCUUGUCGGUGGUCAAAAGCGCAUGCCAGAGUGCCCAAAUCUGUAGAACGUACUGGAGUCAAGAAGAAGAGCUCGAUGCAUCAUGCAGCGGCAACACACUGACCUGUUAAGAUAUUCAGCCUGCAUGGCAGGCAAUCAUGAUACG